This is a messenger RNA of Spirometra erinaceieuropaei, 2972 nucleotides long. NCBI's taxonomy places the organism in Eukaryota, Metazoa, Platyhelminthes, Cestoda, Diphyllobothriidea, Diphyllobothriidae. The record is from the annotation of a GenBank genome assembly.
AUGGACCUCUCUUGUGGCGCCAAAUGCAUCAAAUACCUCCUCUUCAUAUUCAAUGCGCUGGUGUUCGUAAGUGUUCUUUCCAUUCAUCUUCAAUAAUCUCCUACAAAAAUUCAAUGCAUUUAAGCAGAUAUUAAGCUUUACUUGCCUGUGAAUCCAUGUUGCUUGUCCUAACCAAGACUUGCAAAUUGCCCGGUAAAUAUGUUCAUUAUGGACCUUAUGUUGAGACGUGCACAUACUUAAGAAAAUUUGGCAGAAAGCUCAGGCAAUACGAAAUGCACAGUUUAUAUCAAAGCCACCUCCUGUAGAUAAUAACUGUCACUCUCUGCGUUGACGAAAGGCUACUGCUCUUACAAGCACCAUUAUUCGCAUUCUGUUCCAGAGUCCCCAUUUUCCUUCAAUUAGGCAUAACAGAACAACACUCCAAUGCUAUCGUUUAUACUAUUUUUGCAUGUUCCCUGAAAGGCAUAUGCGAAUUUUGAGUCAUUACUGACGGCGUAGCUGUUUUAACUUACUAGGCAGACUGAAAGUUCUAACGAAGCCGACGUACAAGACAGUACUUGUUGAGAACUGAGAAAUGCAGGGAAGAGGGGGUUUGCGCAGCUAAAAUUUUUCCCUGGCUUUUGCUAUGUCAAUUUGUUUUGUCAGUCUAGCAGCUCAUCCGUGCGUCUUUUGUUAACCAAACGAUUGUAAACUAAUGCGUUUUCGGGGCAGACACCAAGCUUUGCUUCACUGCCCCUACAGCAACUUAAUCGGUGAUAGACAAAGACAGAGCCUUGUAUCCAACAAAAAGAUCCAAGAGUAUCCUUGUCACGAAAUAUUCCGUAAAACCUAAAUGAAGGAUGGAGGCGUUGGAAGUUUAACAAGGGGCUUGUGAAAGAACUAAUUUCGAGGAAAGCACCCAUAUUGACAACCAACGUGUUUGUUAAUUGAGUGUCUUCUUGUAACUUGAUUACCAGAUCUAGUUGGAAGCACUUAUAAUCCAGAUAUGUUCUCCUAGCUUUAGAUAGGCUAUUCAUGAUAUAAUAUGUAUGAGAUAUGAUUGUGAUAAGUUGUUUGAGAUGUCAUCAGAGGGCGUAUAUAACAACCAACUCUUCCUUGUAUAUUGCAGUGAUAAGGUGUUGCGCGUGUCGACAAGGGCGUAAGACCAAAAACAUUGCCUUCUGAAUGUUGAACGGCCAAACCACAUAAGAACAUCUGUUAUGCCUCGUACAGUUCUAAAUGGCCAUAACUCAAACAAAACAGCAAACAAUAUGGGAGGUCUAAGGCACAGGUUGUAUUUAUAAUGGCACUUUUAUCGGACAUGGCUGUUCAUCCUAAUAUCUAACUUAAGUUUGUGUCAAGGCGAAUCCAUAUUCGGAUAGUGAUAAAAGUCUAGCGUACGAGGAAAAUUGCACGUAUUUCUUUAAAUAGGUAUGCUGCACGCCUUGCUUUAUUCAGGGGACGAGCUAGAGUGGUAUUCAGUGUGAUUGUUUUGCAAGCUGGCGUCUUUAAUAGUGACGAAAAUUGGAAUGAGAAUAUGAAUGGAGUGGAACACGAAGUAGGUCUCAUAAUAUAUGUGAGUUUAAUUAGUUUACUACUUCUUAUUGCAGAUUUUCGGCGCCGUCAUAACUGGAUUCGGAAUCUACAUGGUUGUGCAAUCAAGAAAUGAGCUUAAUGGCCAAGCAAUCGCCAUCCCAGCCUUCAUCCUAACCGUGGGCCUGCUUGUGUUUCUAAUAGGAUUCCUGGGCUGUUGCGGAGCCUGCAAGGAGCAUGUCUGCAUGCUAAAAACUGUAAUGCUUUCUUCAAUGAUUCUCAUGACUUUUGCUUAGUUUGCCGCAAUUAUCAUCAUUCUGCUGAUACUGCAAAUAAUUGCUGGUAUAUUAGUCUUUGUCUACAGAAGCAAGGUGAGAAUACCUUGUCCCUUGGAUAUGCCGAUUAAUCUCCCCUAACUCCAAAAUAGUUCACAACGGUGGUGGCAGAGGGCAUUGCUUAUCAGAUAAAGCACCUGGACUCACUUCCCGCAACAGAACAAAAGGAAACCCGAAAGGCGUUUAAUAAGCUCCAGCAAAAGGUAGGCUAGUGCAUUGUAAGAGCAUUUUUAUAUCCAGCUCAACUGUUGCGGAGGACACGGUCCCGAGGAUUGGGGCACGUCUGUUCCCCCUUCCUGCUGCAAAGGAGAAACUUCACCGUGCAAUACCCCAUACAAGCAGGUAAGCUAAAACACGAAAACCGUCCAUUUCGUCGUAGUUUUUGUAAUGGUAUACUAUUAAAUUUUUUAAUAAUACACAAGCACUCACAUUUAUCGACAUGCGGUCGAAAUUUCAGAAUUGGAUACUUAUUCUCACAUUUAGGGUGUAUAGAUAACGGUCCCUCAAGCAUGCAACGAAGACUUUAAUUCAGACAAACUAAUCUACUGCUUUCCUGUCAGAUAUCUUCUACUAAUUUCAUCCGAAUAAAUCAACACAACAGGCUGUUAAGACAUCAUCAAUCCUCACGUAGAGUCAGCGCUUUCCAUUUGAACACUAAAGUAUACUACUAGCUGCCUGUCGGCAGUUAAUGAGUAUUACACGGUUACCCGUAGUCGCUUAUGGACUUCGGCCCAGAUAUUCAUACGUAAAAAUCUCGGUCUGAGACUACAGACCCUGAAUAAACUGAUCUACUCCAAGUUCGUAGUUAAGUUCUGAGGAAAUUACAAAGCGACAUUUACUAAGUUAAAUGUCCUUCUUAUUUCUGCAACAACUUGUCAAACACAAAGUUAAAUUGGCAAAACUUUCGACGCCAUUGUUAAUCUUAUUAACUCUUAUAACUCACAGGACGCACGUUUGUACCGUUUUUUUCUCCAACAGGGCUGCGCAAAAGCCAUGUACGAAAUGAUAAAGGACAAAGCUUUAAUCAUCGGAAUUAUCAUCGUUGUUAUGGCGAUCAUCCAGCUUGGAGCAGUCAUUUCAGCCUGCUGCCUGGCCAAGAAAAUUGGCGAGUAUGAAAAGGUCUAG